This is a messenger RNA of Microthlaspi erraticum, 546 nucleotides long. NCBI's taxonomy places the organism in Eukaryota, Viridiplantae, Streptophyta, Magnoliopsida, Brassicales, Brassicaceae. The record is from the annotation of a GenBank genome assembly.
AUGGCAGUUAACAUGGAAGGUGGACCCACGCAUUUUUAUGAAGAAAUUGAACCCUUUUGUCGAUGGAGGAGAACGGAAGACAUCGACAUUGUUGAAUUACAUCUUCCUCCAGGUAUGAAGAAAGAGCAUCUUAAAAUACAGAUCAACAACAAUGGUAUACUAACAAUAACAGGAGCUUGUCCUGUUGACCAAACCAAAUCAAUCAAGUUCAUGAAAGAAACAAAAGUUGCCAAAAACUGCAGAAGAAAUGAAAUUCGUGCAAAGUUCUCAAAGGGAGUUCUGUAUGUGACAAUGCCAAAGACUAUGGUGUCGGCUCCUACAGUGGCAUUUCAGGGAAACACAUCAGAAACGCUAAACCGCAAAGCAGAUGAUGAUAUGGGUAAUGGAGUAAAGUGUGGAAGUGAAGUUCAGAGCAAAUGCGGCUCAUUGAGGCAAAGACUAUGGAGGAAGACCAUCGUUGAAGGUGUGGCAGCCGUGGUGGUCGUGGCUGCUGCAGUUGUAGGAGCGGUUAAAGCCUACCAAUUCUUUAUGGCAUCACCUGUUUGA